Mesorhabditis spiculigera is the source of this 267-nucleotide messenger RNA. The record is from the annotation of a GenBank genome assembly. Lineage: Eukaryota; Metazoa; Nematoda; Chromadorea; Rhabditida; Rhabditidae.
AUGAAGCGCCCAAUAUCCCUCGAAAAUCUGACACUUCUGGAUGAAAAGGGCGAUUUGUUGAGGAAAUGGAGAGAACCCACUUCGAAGGCUUUGAGAGCUUCACAAAUCGAAAUGAAGUCUUCGUCAUUGCCAGACGAUGAUAUGACCGCGCAGGCGAUCCAGUUCCUCGCCGACGCGCUCGAUAAGGGCGGAAUUGAGAACGACAUUGCCACGUUUAUGAAGACGCAAUUUGAGACGAAAUACGGGCACAAUUGGAACUGCAUUAUG